Molecule: messenger RNA, 507 nt
Organism: Fonsecaea erecta
Lineage: Eukaryota; Fungi; Ascomycota; Eurotiomycetes; Chaetothyriales; Herpotrichiellaceae
Exons: 2
Coding region: 1-507 (168 amino acids)
Biological process (GO): regulation of DNA-templated transcription
Molecular function (GO): zinc ion binding; DNA-binding transcription factor activity, RNA polymerase II-specific
Source: RefSeq, a predicted model, not a curated record
AUGGACGAGGUGAGGGAAGGGAACGACGAACACCCGGUGUCAGAGGGAUCCACGUUCCUCCAGGAAGAAGGCAGAUACCUCCACCGCUACAUCCUCCCGACCACCUGGCAAGAGUUCGGGACCAGCUCUGGAGCAACCACCGUCGUCGUCCUCGCACACUCGUUGGGCUCCCCAAGCGCUAUCGUGGCCACCGCUCUCCAUGCCAAGGAGCCUCGCCGAUUGCGUGGCCAGGCUUCCCUCGCCUUUUUGGAGCUGGUGGGUGACGCUCACAAGAAAUCCCAGACAGGCUGCUAUACGUGCAAGAUCCGUCAUGUCAAAUGUGGAGAGGAGAAGGCGAACUGCGUGUGGUUCUCGAAAACAUCCAGACCCACAGGUCUACGGGCCUCACGGACUUCACCAGUCCCCCUCAUCGCACCGCUCGGCUCGACGGGUCAAUACGAGUACUCGUUCAUCUACCGCGACAGUCCCUCGUCGCUGCCCGCAUCCACGCGCGCUCCUCUAAGGUAA